Aspergillus glaucus CBS 516.65 is the source of this 680-nucleotide messenger RNA. RefSeq lists its product as uncharacterized. NCBI's taxonomy places the organism in Eukaryota, Fungi, Ascomycota, Eurotiomycetes, Eurotiales, Aspergillaceae. The record is from RefSeq and is a predicted model, not a curated record. The transcript has a single exon. The coding region runs from base 356 to 580 and encodes 74 amino acids.
AAUUCAUGAGACACGUGAUUGAUACACGGUCCUCGCUACUGAUCAAUACGAUUAAUGCUUAGAUCGGCAUAGUUAACUCAUCUGUUCUUCCUCGAUCAAUACGAUGCCUGCGAUGAUCUUCAAUCGAGCGUCCCGACCCUUGGUAGCGCAGGGAUCUCUUCCGAACCAUUGCUCCUAAUCUCCACAACGGAUCUCAACAAGAGACCCUCACUUACCUUUUUGGGCACUGAAGAAGCGAUGUUCAGAGACAAAUUGGUCUCUUCUGCGCAAACCGUUGGGCUAGAAAAACACAUAUAAACCGGACCAUGUCUCGUCCAUUCUCUUUCCUCUCGGUCCAUCAACCACGAAGAAAGCAAUGAGCCCCCCGGCCAAAGGAACAUAUGGGGGGGGGGCCAAGUGCCAGUUCGACAACGAUUGCAACUCAAGGCAGUGCGGGUUGAAUGGAGAGAAGUUCUGUGCAAGCAGGGGCCAAUACACGGCGCCAGGACUUCCGUGCUUGAGGGACCGGGACUGUUGCUCGAACAGCUGCAAGGUUAAUUUUGAUGCUGGUGUACCGCUUCCCGUGCCCCAGUGUUCUUAGAUGUUUUCAAGGAUAUCACCUGUACUGUACUCCGAUGUGUGGUGUAUUAUGUUAAUAGCGGUGGACAUUUGUAUACUCUCGAUGUAUCAUAAAACAAUUC